AGUGAUCGUCUCCUUAUUAAAGGAGGGAGAAUAGUCAAUGAUGAUCAGUCAUUCUAUGCUGAUAUUUACAUGGAAGAUGGUCUCAUAAAGCAAAUCGGAGACAAUCUGAUUGUUCCUGGAGGGGUCAAAACCAUAGAAGCCAAUGGGAAGAUGGUGAUUCCUGGAGGAAUUGAUGUCCACACUCACCUGCAGAUGCCGUACAAGGGGAUGACAGCUGUGGACGAUUUCUUCCAAGGAACAAAAGCGGCCCUGGCUGGUGGAACUACUAUGAUCAUGGACCACGUGUUCCCGGAGCCUGAGUCCAGCCUGGCGGACGCCUACGAGAAGUGGCGGGAGUGGGCGGAUGGCAAGGCCUGCUGCGACUACUCCCUGCACGUGGACAUCACGCACUGGAACGACAGCGUCAGGCAGGAAGUGCAGACCAUGGCCAAGGAGAAAGGAGUUAACUCCUUCAUGGUUUAUAUGGCCUACAAGGAUUUGUACCAGAUGUCAAACACAGAGCUGUAUGAGAUAUUCAGCUGCCUGGGAGAGCUGGGUGCCAUAGCUCAAGUUCAUGCUGAAAAUGGAGAUAUCAUUGCACAGGAGCAAACCAGGAUGUUGGAAAUGGGAAUAACCGGUCCGGAGGGCCACGUGCUGAGCAGACCCGAGGAGCUGGAAGCAGAGGCUGUCUUCCGGGCCAUCACUAUUGCCAGCCAGACCAACUGCCCCCUGUACGUGACUAAAGUGAUGAGCAAAAGUGCUGCUGACCUCAUCUCGCAAGCCAGGAAAAAAGGCAAUGUUGUGUUUGGCGAGCCAAUCACGGCUAGUCUUGGGACUGAUGGGACUCACUACUGGAGCAAGAACUGGGCCAAGGCUGCGGCGUUUGUGAUCUCGCCACCCCUGAGCCCAGACCCAACAACCCCCGACUACAUCAACUCCCUCCUGGCCAGUGGUGACCUCCAGGUCUCAGGAAGUGCCCACUGCACGUUCAGCACUGCACAGAAAGCAAUUGGGAAAGACAACUUCACAGCAAUCCCCGAGGGGACCAACGGCAUAGAGGAGCGCAUGUCUGUCAUCUGGGACAAGGCAGUGGCCACAGGAAAGAUGGAUGAAAAUCAGUUUGUGGCAGUGACGAGCACUAAUGCUGCGAAAAUCUUCAACCUCUACCCACGGAAGGGGAGAAUAGCUGUGGGCUCAGACAGCGAUCUGGUUAUAUGGGAUCCUGAUGCGGUGAAGAUUGUCACAGCGAAAAACCACCAAUCUGUGGCCGAAUACAACAUCUUUGAAGGGAUGGAGCUGCGCGGGGCCCCGCUGGUCGUUAUUUGCCAGGGGAAGAUCGUGCUGGAGGAUGGCAACCUGCAUGUGACACAGGGGACGGGACGCUUCCUGCCCAGCAGCCCCUUCCCCGACUAUGUCUACAAGCGCAUCCAGGCACGCAGGAAGAUGUCGGAGGUGCAGGCGGUGCCACGGGGCCUGUACGACGGGUCCGUGUUCGACCUGAGCGGCACCCCCAAGGCCGGCACC
Molecule: messenger RNA, 1503 nt
Organism: Tinamus guttatus (white-throated tinamou)
Lineage: Eukaryota; Metazoa; Chordata; Aves; Tinamiformes; Tinamidae
Source: RefSeq, a predicted model, not a curated record